AGGUUGGCUGAGCCGCCGGCCGGCAUGCCCUCCCCCUCCGCGCCCGCACACCCCCGCGAGACCCGGGGCGGGCAGGGAAGGCUUCUCCCGGCUGGCCCGCUUCGGCCUCCCGCCCUCGCCCUCCUGCCUCCUCCUCCAAUCGCGAGCGCCCUUACUGCUGGGUGGGCUAAACAGCUCGCCUGCGCGCCCAGCUGAUCCGAGGCUCAGCCAUGUCAACUCCAGAUUCAGGCAGUGGUCUUCCUGGGCAGCCAGCUCCCUUUCCUUCUGCCCCCCCACCACCGCCAAUUCUGCCUCCUCCCUUUAUGCCUCCUCCUGGGAUCCCACCACCAUUUCCGCCCAUGGGAUUGCCCCCAAUGGGACCACGGCCACCGCCUAUGCCACCUAUGCCCCCUGGCAUGAUGCCACCUCCCCCUCUGAUUCCACCUAUGCCUGGACCACCACCCCUGGGUCAGAUGCCCACAAUGGUGCCACCAAUGCUGCCGGGGAUGAUCAUGCCCGGGGUGCCAGCUGGGCCUGUUCCUGUUUCUGGAGGAGCAGUUCCUGUGACUGACCCAUCCAACACCACAGUGACCCAGGCAGCCCCUGUAAUCCCCAACCCCCUGGUUGGGGCUAUGCAACAGAAUGUGAUUCUCGGUGGCUCUCCAGUGUUGGAUGCAGGCCGAAAGAAGCCAGCAUGGAGUGAGCAUAAAGCCCCUGAUGGGCGGAUUUAUUACUAUAAUGCUGAAACCAAACAGUCGAGUUGGGAAAAACCAGAUGAACUCAAGUCUAAGGCAGAGCUCUUGCUGUCACGCUGUCCUUGGCGUGAGUAUCGCUCAGAAACAGGGAAGUCCUAUUACUACAACAUUCAGAGCAAGGAGUCACGCUGGACCAGGCCGCGAGAGUUGGAUGACAUUGAGGCAUUGAUCAAGGAGGAAGAGGAGGAAGCAGAAAGGCAACAGCCACCUCAGCAACCAGAGCCACCAUUGUCGGGCCCUGCCAGUCCCAGCCCGUCUUCUGAGGCCACCUCAGACACGGAAGGCACUGGGGGUGUUGAAGGACAGGAGACCCUGGGGACUGAGGGAGUGCCUGCUGCUGUUGAGGAGGAGGUCACAAGCAGUUGUGAUCCCCUCCGGAGAGAUGAAGAAGAUCGGGGCAGCGGCAGUGCCUGGAGCAACAAAGAAGAAGCUAAACAAGCUUUCAAGGAGCUCCUCAAAGAGAAGGGUGUUCCAGCAAGUGCAUCCUGGGAACAGGCCAUGAAGCUUAUUAGCAGUGACCCCCGUUUCAGUGCCUUGCCCAAGCUGAGUGAGAAGAAGCAGGCAUUCAAUGCCUACAAGGCCCAACGGGACAAGGAAGAAAAGGAGGAUGCCCGACUCCGGGCAAAGGAGGCAAAGGAAGAACUGCAGCGCUUCUUGGAAGAGCACAGCAAAAUGAAUUCCACCACCCGCUAUAGGAAAGCUGAGCAGAUGUUUGGCGAGCUGGAAGUGUGGGCUGUGGUGCCUGAACGGGAUCGCAAGGAGAUCUAUGAUGAUGUUCUUUUUUUUCUGGCCAAGAAAGAGAAGGAGCACGCCAAGCAGCUCCGCAAGAGGAACAUUCAGGCUCUGAAGAGCAUCCUGGACAGCAUGAGCCGGGUCAGCUUCCAGACCACCUGGUCCGAGGCCCAGCAGUAUCUGAUGGACAACCCCAGCUUUGCUGAAGACGAAGACUUGCAAAACAUGGACAAGGAGGAUGCCUUAAUCUGCUUUGAGGAACACAUCCGGACAUUGGAAAGGGAGGAGGAGGAGGAACGUGAACGGGGUCGAUUACGGGAGAGGCGUCAGCAGCGCAAGAACAGGGAAGCCUUCCAGGCCUUCUUGGACGAGCUUCAUGAAAGCGGGCGCCUGCACUCCAUGUCCACUUGGAUGGAGCUGUAUCCCUCCCUCAGCACCGACAGACGCUUUGCCAACAUGUUGGGCCAGCCUGGCUCCACCCCCCUUGAUCUCUUUAAAUUCUACGUUGAAGAUCUGAAGGCCCGAUUCCAUGACGAAAAAAAGAUCAUCAAGGAUAUUCUCAAGGACCGGAGCUUCAGUGUGGAAGUAAAUACAACCUUUGAGGACUUUGCCCAUGUCAUCAGUUUUGACAAGCGUGCUGCCACGCUGGAUGCUGGCAACAUAAAGUUGACUUUCAACAGUCUGCUGGAAAAGGCUGAGGCACGGGAGCGUGAACGGGAAAAGGAGGAAACCCGGAAGAUGCGGCGCAAGGAAGCAGCCUUCAAGAGCAUGUUGCGUCAGGCAGCUCCUCCACUGGAACCCAAUACUGCCUGGGAUGAGGUCAGAGAGCGGUUUGUCAACAAUAUUGCCUUUGAGCAGAUCACGCUCGAGUCAGAACGGAUCCGCCUCUUUCGUGAAUUCUUGCAAUUGCUGGAGAGCGAGUGCCAGCAUUUCCACACCAAGGCCAAGAAGCAUGCCAAGAAGCCGAAGAAACAUCAUCGCAAGCACUCUGCCUCGGGCUCAGAGUCAGGUUCAGACCAUCCCCACCGAGCAGCCAAGCGCAAGAAACGAAACCAUUCAGAAUCAGCUGGUUCAGGGGCCUCGUCUUCACCUGACUCCGAGCACAGCACCAGGCGUGCCAAGAGGCAGAAGAAGAAGAGCAAGAAGAAACGGCACAAGUCGAACAGCCCUGAAAGCGCAGCUGAGCACAAGACGGAGCCAGGCCGGGCGGAAGAGCGGGAGCGAGAGAAGGCGCCUCUGCGGCCGGAGGGGAGGGGCCACUCCCCUCCCCGGGGCGCUCGGAGGGAGCGGAGUGGUUGGGACACCUCAGAGAGCGAGGAGCUGAGUGAAGGAGAGCUGGAACGUCGGCGUCGGACUCUACUGCAGCAACUGGGUGACCAGUAAAUAACCCCUGCCUCUUUUGAGGCACUGCCAACCCAAAUGUAUGAGAAGCAUUCAGUCCUUGUUCCCGCGGCAACUCUGCCUUCUUUUGGCCUUGGUGGCGUCCAAGCCAAGCGUACGCACUGCUCUUGCUGGAACCCGCACAUUGGGCCACAGCCUUCCUCGGUACAUUCACUUGCUUCUAAGCGGGGAGCAGCUGCUCCUGCCCAUUGGCAGCAGUCAUCUCCAGAGACUCCACCUGUCUACACUGAGCAUCAGGACAGGGAGGAAAGUACAGGUGUCCCAUGUGGACCUGGAGAGCAUCACCAAAAUUGAAGCCUGGCUCUUGGAUCCACCCAGAAGAGCAGUGGGGGAAUUGCAGCUGAGCACCAGAAUGAAUGAUGUCUGUCUCCACUCGGACUUCGCCAGGGCCACGCUAGCCCGUAGCCUCCUUGGCCUAGAUCCAAAAUGGCAGGAAGCAGCUAAGAUACAGCAUCAGCCCUGCCCAGUCUGGGUGGUGUGGAGACAGGGAUGGGCUACGUGGCCUUCUGGAAGGUUGUUGCUGUGACUGGAUCCUUUUCCCUGGUUGCAGUAUCCCCUUGUGAGUUGAGGAUUUGAUGGAAUUUUUAAAACAAUAUUUAUAAUAAAUCUGGACUGAAAAUACCA
This is a messenger RNA of Candoia aspera, 3491 nucleotides long. It is a transcript of the gene PRPF40B, whose product is annotated as pre-mRNA processing factor 40 homolog B. Gene Ontology annotation, cellular component: U2-type prespliceosome; U1 snRNP. The transcript is spliced from 27 exons. Bases 210 to 2849 code for a protein of 879 amino acids. Gene Ontology annotation, biological process: mRNA cis splicing, via spliceosome. The record is from RefSeq and is a predicted model, not a curated record. Gene Ontology annotation, molecular function: protein binding; RNA binding. Lineage: Eukaryota; Metazoa; Chordata; Lepidosauria; Squamata; Candoiidae.